Kockovaella imperatae is the source of this 2450-nucleotide messenger RNA. Its product is annotated as WD40-repeat-containing domain protein. Gene Ontology annotation, molecular function: protein binding. Gene Ontology annotation, biological process: proteasome-mediated ubiquitin-dependent protein catabolic process. Bases 68 to 2314 code for a protein of 748 amino acids. Lineage: Eukaryota; Fungi; Basidiomycota; Tremellomycetes; Tremellales; Cuniculitremaceae. The record is from RefSeq and is a predicted model, not a curated record. The transcript is spliced from 9 exons. Gene Ontology annotation, cellular component: Cul4-RING E3 ubiquitin ligase complex.
CCUUAUCGCCUUCCUGACCUCUGUCUGAACCUGCUCAUCGCAUCACAUCGCAUCCCCUGACCACACGAUGAGCGACGAUAUUCAUCCCGAUCUGGACCUAUUCUAUGACCCAAUCGAUCCAGGUGACGAAGAUGAGCUUUGGGAAGACGAUCCCGAUGAUGAAGAUUACAUCGGUCCAGAUGGGAAUGAGCUCUUUGAUGACCUGUACGUCGACGAUGAGGAUGAUGAAGAUGAGGAUGAUAUGGAGAUAGAUGAGGAUGAGGAUGAUGAAGACGAGGAAGAAGAUGAUGAUGAUGAAGAUGGAGGUAAUCCUCUCGGUGAUGCUCUCGUUGUUUAUCCAGUCCGCAACCACGAGGAUGGUGAAGACUACGAUGAUGAUGAUGACGACGAUGAGAUCGGUGGUCGACAUGUGAUCGAUCUGAGCAACAUUGACGCAUCAACGUUGGUCAACAUUGCUCAAAUGUUGAAUCAACCAGGGACAAGCUCCGAAGCUAGACAAUCACUCCUGGCUCGAUUAUUGCUCGGUCCCACGGGUGCGGGUGCAGGUGCAGGUGGUGGCGGAGGAGGUCUAGGUAGACGAUCCCAACGACCUCAGAUAUCACCUGAGGAGAGACAACGACGAGCGGCAGAGAAGCGAAAGAGGGAUAGAUGGUGGUCCGUACAAGUGGAUCCUCAUCCAAAAGGGUUGGAAUUGUUGAGGAGUGGUGAUUUUGGCAGAGUGGGGGAUUGGACAAGGUAUCCAAAGGCGAGCGGGAGCAAGUCGUCCAGGAUGGAUCAAGGUUACAAGCGCAGUUGGACUGCACCACGGCCAGAGGCCCUAGUACCCAAUACUCAAGGCACCAUCGUGGCUACAUACCCAUCUAUCCCUUACGUGGGUCAGUACGCCGGAGAAGACUACGGUCUAUUUUACUCGGCGACCCAGGCCUUUACUCUUCACCUAUACGAUACGAGUAAAUCCAGGGCUGUGAAACGGCGAGCAAGACCAAGAGAUACGACAGAUGGAGGCACAGGAUCGAGUUCUGGGUCUCCCGAAACUACCACCCGUGCUCAGUUGGCUCGUAAUGACGACGAUGACGAUGACGAUAGCGAAGAUGAUUUUGUCGGGAUGGGAUGGGGAGGAUCUGGCAUGCGAAGACGUGGUAUUAUAAGAGAAGAUACAAGUAUGAAAAGGAUCAAACAGGUCAGAGGGGUAGACGGAAGAUGGACAGUGACGGAUUGUGAUGUGGACAGGAAGGGUGAACGGAUGAUAUACUCCUCUAUCACUCCUUAUGUUCAUAUGGUCAGCACAUCGGAGGACGAUUCAGAGCACAUCGAAUUGGAUUUCACCAGUCGUCGUCAGUAUCGAUCCGACAGUUGGGGCGGAUACGACAGCUUUGGUAUCUGGAGUAUCCGGUUCUCUGCAGAUGGUAGAGAGGUAGUCGCCGGUGCGGGAAACGGCAAAAUAUUGGUCUACGAUAUUGAGGCGCGUUCGAAAACAUUGGCAGUGCAAGGCCACGGUGAUGACGUGAACGCUGUGUGCUUUGCCGAUGAGGCGUCCACCAACAUUCUGGUCUCUGGCUCUGAUGAUGGUUUUGUCAAAGUAUGGGAUCGUCGAUCCCUGUCCUCCAAUACUGCUUCCGGUGUCCUUGUUGGCGCUACAGAAGGUAUCACCUACGCUUCGCCAAAGGGUGAUGGACGAUACAUUGUCGUCAACUCCAAAGAUCAAGCGGCGAGACUGUACGACUUGAGAAAAAUGAGAGAUCCCGGAGAAUUCAGGACAGAGCCGGAUGCAGUCAGGAAAUGGGGUCAAAAUAGUUUCGAUUACCGCGACAGCCGAUAUCCCCGCCCGUCCCGAUUAGCUCAUCCCAAGGAUUGUUCCAUCAUGACAUAUCGAGGGCACUCUGUCUUGCGGACCUUGAUCCGAUGUCAUUUCAGCCCGCGCGAGUCGACUGGACAGAGUUACAUAUACUCGGGAAGUGCCGAUGGCUUAAUCCAUAUUUGGUCGCUAGAUGGUCGAGUUGUCCAAGUUCUCAAUCGAGCCGAGUCUACACCCUUACGCGACUCACGUGGAAAUUAUAAUGAUCCUUCUGCAACAGAGAGAGAACGUACUAUCUCCCGAUACGGUGCGUUACCUUACGAGAUGGGUCAAUCGUGGACUGUCAGAGAUGUCUCUUGGCACGGGUACGAACCGACGCUCAUGUCAACCUGUUGGGAGGUCGAUGGAGGGUUCAGAAGAGGAGGUACGAUCGCCAAACAUGAGUGGAAGGGUCUGGGAAAGAAUGGAUUCAAUAAAUUGGAAGAUUGGGUCGAGAGGAAAAAGGCAGAAUGUUCGUAGGUCGGCGCAUCACCCUCGUGGACUCGAGCUCCUGGGGGAUGUGUAGGGGAUGAAUCGGGAAUUUGGUUGGAUGAUGUAGCUUGUUCAAUCAGAUCAGGUAUAUUGCUUCUGUGUAUUCAUGUAUAUUCUGAUGACU